GCAGCGCACAGUGAUCGAUGCGCGCUCUCGACGCGGCUGCUCCUGUUGGACGAGUCCAGUCUACCACGGAUUAAAUAAAGCCGUCAGUUCCUGAGAGAGGGGGAGAGGGAGAGAGAGAGAGAGAGAGAGAGGAGACAACUGGCCUCUUGUUUUCUUUUUUCUUCUUCCACCAGUUCAACUCCCAUCGCAGGCUCUGCACACUUCUGAUUCGAGGAGGGGGUUUUCCCCUCAGAGUUCAGCCACCGGCUCACCUGCUGCACACGCUCCACCAUGCUCCCCCGGUUUACUUCCGUCCUCUUUCUCCUCUUCCUUCCCCCUAUCUUCUCCUCCUCACGCCCCCAGUGGAUACUCCAGCGUGUCCCCGUGGUCCUCCCACAGAACACGGACACCCGGCCGGCCCCCCACUUCCUGUCUCCGGCCCGUCUGGAUGUCAGCUCGCCCUGUGACCCAGAAUGCCACAAGAGAGCGCCGCAACCGAGCUACUGGGACCUGCGGCGUAUUCUGGCCUACGAGACUCUCCACUCCGAUGGCCAACUCACUGAGACCGCCAUCGGGAUCUAUGGUUACAAGCCCGACUCCAACGUCAGCCCGGCCUACUCCUCCAGGUCAUCUGGGAAGGCCGAGAGGUCACGUGUCAGGAGAAAGCGACAGAUCUUCGGCCACGACGGGCGCUUCAGCAUCGCUGGACAGAACUUCCUGCUUAAAUAUCCGUUCUCCGUGGCUGUCAAACUGUCCACCGGGUGUUCUGGGACCCUGGUGGGGGACCGUCAUGUUCUCACCGCUGCUCACUGUGUUCACGAUGGUAAAAACUAUGUGAAGGGAGCCCAGAAACUCCGGGUUGGAUUUCUAAAACCCAAGCACCGAGACACUCAACCGCUCGUCGUUUACCUCCCCUCCAACUUCACCAACCACGUUGAGGGUGGUCCCGCUCCCGCCAACCCGCCAACCAACGACAAGAUGAAGUUCCAGUGGAUCAGAGCCAAGCGCACCCAUGUUCCCAAGGGAUGGAUUAAAGGGAACGCCAAUGACAUUGGGAUGGACUAUGACUACGCCUUGCUUGAACUGAAGAAACCUCACAAACGCCGCCACAUGAAGUUGGGAGUCAGCCCGCCGGCUCAGAGGCUGCCCGGUAAACGUGUCCACUUCUCAGGAUACGAUAACGACCGUCCGGGCCAGCUCGUGUAUCGGUUCUGUCGGGCCGGCGAGGAGACGUCAGACCUGCUGUACCAGCACUGCGAUGCGCAGCCCGGGGCCAGCGGCUCAGGGGUCUACGCCCGGAUGUGGGACGGGCGGCGGCAGCGCUGGGAGCGGAAGGUGAUAGGUGUGUUUUCUGGGCAUCAGUGGGUGGAGCGACUGGGGGCAUCUCACGAAUUCAAUGUCGCGGUGAGAAUCACGCCUCUCAAAUAUGCUCAGAUUUGCUACUGGAUAAAAGGAAACUUUGUGGACUGCCGAGAGGGCUGAGGAAAACAAUAGGCCCACUACAUCCUCAUGAAACCUUCCUGGACUAUCGAGGGGCCACGAGAAUUCACACUUCUCACCCCACUACUUGUAGCACUGAUAUAACAAUAAUUAAAAAUAUUGCUUGUUGCUCCAGUUUGUCAGAUGCCAACGUCAGUAGGGACAAGACAAAUCGAGUAACGGCACUAAGUUAUGUAAACGGGAUGUGUUCAUUAAAUUUCUACUUAGUUCUGUAAUGCAUGAAAAUGUUAAGUUUCAUUUUUGUUAUUUGAGCGAAACAUGUGGGUUCGGGUGGUUUUGCAGAAUAGUUCUGUUUUUUUCCCCCUGCGAUGUUUUACUCCUAAAACAGCUGUUUCACUAAGUGUCAUAUCCUCUUUUUUUCUUGAGCUAACACUAAAGAUUGCACUGUUCAAACUUUUUCUACUGUAAAUGAUUUUUUUUUGGGGGGGGGGGGGGGGGGUUUGUGGAUGAAUGUACAAGUCAGCUACCAAAGGUGCAGAGAACAGUUUCUCUCCAAAACAAUUAUGUAAUCUCCUCUCACUGGACGCACUCGUUAUCCAUCAGCACAGUUUACUGUCGGCAACAAUAACAGUGAACAACAUUCAACUUGUCGCACACAGAUUGAUGUCAAGUGACUCCAGAUGCCGAGGCUGCAGAUUACAGCAGCACAUGUUAAAUGUUCUACUCUGAUGCUUAGCUCCCCCUAGUGGCAAAAAUAAAACAUUGCAGGUGUCCGCAAAGUACCGACUUCCUCUAGGCACUUUUUUUUUUUUUUUUUUUUUACUUUCUCCUCACAUUUGUGAUUGUGGCAAAUUUAAUGAAAUAUACGCUUUGAAAACAUUCAA
Molecule: messenger RNA, 2303 nt
Organism: Scophthalmus maximus (turbot)
Lineage: Eukaryota; Metazoa; Chordata; Actinopteri; Pleuronectiformes; Scophthalmidae
Product: serine protease 23-like
Exons: 2
Coding region: 271-1461 (396 amino acids)
Biological process (GO): proteolysis
Molecular function (GO): serine-type endopeptidase activity
Source: RefSeq, a predicted model, not a curated record